Messenger RNA from Dryobates pubescens (Downy woodpecker), 1985 nucleotides. RefSeq names its product solute carrier family 39 member 9 (gene SLC39A9). Gene Ontology annotation, cellular component: membrane. The coding region runs from base 458 to 1375 and encodes 305 amino acids. The transcript is spliced from 7 exons. Gene Ontology annotation, biological process: zinc ion transport; transmembrane transport. NCBI's taxonomy places the organism in Eukaryota, Metazoa, Chordata, Aves, Piciformes, Picidae. The record is from RefSeq and is a predicted model, not a curated record. Gene Ontology annotation, molecular function: metal ion transmembrane transporter activity.
CAGCGGCGGGGGUGGUGUGGGUUGAGGGGAGGCGCGUACCGGUCCCGCUGUCUCCCCGCGGACGCGGCCCGCUUCUGGCCGCCCGUCUGUAAGGAGCUACCUUGGUGCUCACUGCUUCCCUCUCUGGGGUCGGUGGGGUGCAGGGAAGGUUCCGCUGUCUCAGGUGAGGGCCGGGCCUGCCUGCAGUGGGGCCGGGCGGUUCCCGACUCCUAGCCGUGCAGGUGUCACCCUGCCCGCCCCCUGCGACGGUGUCGGGCGGCCCCGGCGCAAUAGCGACUGACACGCCAGGCCCAGAGGGGCUGCCACUGGGGGCCGAGCCGGCUGGAGCCGCCAGGCAAGAGACAUGGCUGAAGGCCUUUCUUGGCAACUCGGUGUAUGCACGGGUUAAAGCGUGCGGGGCGAGGUGGAAAAGUUGCUGUCGAAUUUCACUUUAAGGGACCGGACAGAAAGCAGCAAAAUGGAUGACUUCCGCUCCAUCUUCCUGCUGUCUUUGGCCAUGCUGGUCGCCUGCUAUGUGGCAGGAAUUAUCCCCUUGGCAGUUAAUUUUUCCGAGGAGAAAUUAAAGUUGGUGACUGUUCUGGGUGCUGGGCUGCUGUGUGGAACUGCUUUAGCUGUCAUUGUGCCAGAAGGAGUACAUGCACUUUAUGAAGACGUUUUGGAAGGGAAGCAUCACCCAGCAAGCGAGAUGCAGCGUGUGAUGGAGUCUGAGAAGGUAGCGGAAAUGCCGGCUGUACACGAGUAUGGCCACGACCAUUCCAGGUUGCAUGCCUUCAUCGGUGUAUCCCUUGUCCUUGGCUUUGUCUUCAUGCUGUUGGUGGAUCAGAUAGGCAGCUCUCAUGUGCAUUCAACAGAUGACCCAGAAGCUGCAAGAUCAGGCAACUCCAAAAUCACCACAACACUGGGACUAGUAGUCCACGCUGCAGCUGAUGGAGUUGCGUUGGGCGCAGCAGCUUCCACUUCUCAGACCAGUGUCCAGCUGAUAGUGUUUGUUGCGAUUAUGUUGCACAAGGCACCAGCUGCCUUUGGCCUGGUUUCUUUCCUGAUGCACGCUGGGCUGGAACGGAAUCGAAUUAGAAAACACUUGCUGGUCUUUGCAUUAGCAGCACCUGUUAUGUCCAUGGUGACAUACUUAGGGCUAAGCAAGAGCAGCAAAGAAGCCCUAUCAGAAGUCAAUGCCACUGGAGUUGCUAUGCUCUUUUCGGCUGGGACUUUUCUUUAUGUUGCCACAGUUCAUGUCCUUCCAGAAGUAGGAGGAAUUGCUCAUAGCCACAGACCCGAAUCAACCGGAGGGAAAGGACUCAGUCGUCUGGAGGUGGCAGCCCUGGUAGUAGGAUGCCUUAUCCCUCUAGUUUUGUCCAUUGGACACCAUCACUGAAGGCUCAGAUUUCACCCUUCUCCUCCUCAACCCAAGAAGAGCAGUAAAAUGUCAGCUGCUCCCUUUAUCAUUCUUUCUUACACAUCAUCCAUACCAUCCACUUCAUGGAGUUCAGAGGAAGCCUUGAUUGCGAAAUGAGGAAGACUGGGGCAGUUUUUAGUGCUUUGACAGCUGGACAUAAAUUCUAUGUAACUUUCUUUUCUGAAGACAUUUGCUAUUUUAAUUGUUACUUCUGGCCCUAUUUCUCAGGGAAGAUGGAAUUUUGGAGUUUAAGAAAGGUGAGCAGGGAAGAACAUCAGUGACUCAUCAUGAAAUUGCAAUCACCAAAGUAUCCUGCAGUUCAGCAUUCGCAGCUGAACAAAGGUUGGCUGCCAGUGAGAGAGGCUGAAGUCUUUUGAAGUCUUACUAAUGAAGAAGGGGCUCUCCCCCAUCGGUUCUAUGUUGUCCUGACGACACUACUGGUCCUUGGGAUGUUUCUCUCUAAUUGUACUGCAAAAAUGUGCUGCACUUGGAACUUUGGACAGCACUGUUAUUGUUACAGAAGUGUCAUGGUUGGGAGAGAAAUGAUGUAGGCAAAGUGUAGGAUUAGAGUAGGAAGUCAGCUGGUAAA